AUGUGUGCGAUGAUACCCUUUUCUCUGACACCCCCCCCCCCCUUAUCUAGGUGUGGCAGUGUUGUUCUUGACUUCAUGAUGAGGUUCAAUCAAAAUGUAGUCGUCAGCAAUGUUUUGAUGGUCCUGUCGCAUGCUGCGAGGCAAGACAAAUUCGGAGGUUUUAAAGUUAAUCCAGACUCAUUUAAACAAGUUUUAAUACCCACAGAUGGCUCGGAAAGCACAACAAAAGGUAAAUUUUACAAACAUAUUGUUAAAUGUUUACAUGUAUUCUUCCGAAGAUGGACUGUUUAUAAUUGUAUUCCGUAUCUGUUUAAUUAAACAACUUAUUUUGUGACUGAUACAUGUCCAGGUUUUUGUUUUUGUCGUUUUUGUUGUUUUAUUUAAUUAAACAAAAUCUUAUUUUUAAAAAUUAUUUUAGAGAGAGUAGCACCUUACUCUUCCUUUGUACCAAGCCAAUUAGAGUUAACGUUUCCGGUCAUGAACCUGAGCUAUGUAGUAAGAGCAGUGUAUCGACCAGGAUCAGUAUAAAUGUUGUUUGAAUGUUAGUUGAUAAAGCUUUGUAAAAUGAAUCAUUUUAGGUCCUGAGGAAUGUAACUGCCCAUCCAACAACGUCUUGUUAGCCAUAAUUGGGGUUCUUGCCUUCACAAUCUUUCUUCUAAUUGUUUACAUAAUCUGGCUACAUAAGAAAGGUAAGUAAAAAAUCAUUAUCUGUGUUAGAGGGCUUGGCUGGAAGAUUCAUUUUUAAACAAAAAUUUUGACCCACAUUUACAUCAUUUGUCUUUUUUUCCUUUCGUUCUUUUUCAGGCGCUGUAGAGAAACAGAGGUAAGAAUUUUCUUCAAGUUGGAUUGUGUCGGUGUAAUGUGCCCUAUAUGGUUUCAUUCUUAGUGUUUUAUAAUUAUUUCUAUGCUUUCUCAAUUGUAGGACUUAUGAAGAUGAAAGACGUGUUUGCAACGUAAGUUACAGCUAAGACAUUGAGGUCAUGUUAGUGUGGCCAGAAGUCAUGUACUCUUACUUUACCUCUACUUUCUAUUAGAAAAUAAACGCUUGCAGCAAAUAAGAAGGAAAUAAUGUGUAGUUCUAUAUAAAAAAAAAAAAGCAUAUGGCAUCAGUGGUAGAUACAAUGAAAUAAAAAAGGAAGUUAGGCUUGAUAAGGUCUUUGUCCUGUGAUCAUGUCCUUUACCAAGCCACUCCAUGGAUUUUCCUUCGAUUGUCCCUGGUUCUACUGCCUGGCUUCACUUCAUAGAUCGGUUACUUGUCUGCACUCGGUUGAUAUUUGCUUUCUAACUGAUUGUUUUUACGAAUUUUUGGCCGUCUCAUUUUCUUGAUGCCUUAUUUUCUAAACGUGAGUUUAGGAGCUUGGUACUGCAAGAGUGGUUUCGUGCGUUUAUUUGUCAAAAUAUUGGACUACCAAUCGAUAAUCUUCACGUUGCAGUUUGUAGCUUCGACGAAUAUGCUAUCGAUCACUCUAUUGGACAUGAUAGUUUCAAAAGCAGAGAACAAAAUGUUAGUUAUAACGAGUACAAGAGGUUAUAAACUACAUAUAAUCUCUUAUCAUGGAAGAAUAUAAACAUUUGUCUGAUAAAAUUGGGUGAACUGAUUUUUAUAAUCAUGUGGUACUUUUUACUGGGAUUAAUAACAGAUUUGGAUAUGAAUACCUUAACAGUGUGUUGGUUUAAUAGAAUGAAACAUUAUUAGAAGAUGUCGAACCAAGUCUACCUGAUUCAAGAAAACUCACCCAGCGUCAUACGGAAUACAUGGAUCUCAUAGAAGUCAAUAAAGAUGAUAGAAAAGCCCAAAGCACCCCUCCAGGUGCUGAUUACGUGCCUCUUCAUCCAUUAACACGCUGCUGGGAAGUUCCUAAACAUAACGUGACCAUAGAAAAAAUCAUUGGUAAAGGUGCUUUUGGUCAGGUUGCCAAGGGAACAGCAGUAGGACUUCGAGGGAGUCCCAAAACGACCACAGUGGCUAUUAAGAUGCUUAAAAGUGAGCUCUUGUACUGUAAAUGAGUCUUGGCCUACAGACAUUCAGGAAAUGUUACUGGGUUACUGUAGUUAUUUAGCUAUUUGCCAUUUCAUAAGACAUAUUGUUCUUUCGACAUUUUGCAUAUUAUUCCCGUUAACCAAAUUUUACUCCUUGUUUUUAAUGCUCCAGCAAACGCCUCUGAAUCGGACAAGAGAGAUCUGAUGAAAGAACUUGACACAAUGAAGCAGCUGAAACCACAUCCUUACGUCAUUAAACUUCUGGGAUGUGUCACAGAAUCUGGUAUGCUUUGGUUAUGUGGGUCUAAUUUUGUUGUACACAUUUUUCUUAUGAUUUACUUUGUAACACUUUCUCGUCAUUGAUAAUUUGUCUCAAUGGAAGAGUGGCCGCUUCACAACUGAGCAAAACAGACAACCAUCGCAUAAGGUAAUUUUAUGUUGUUUUAGCCAACACAGACGUUCCUGGAUUUACUGAUAGACUAAGACCGAAUAUUUGCCACUGAACAGAUCAUUCUGUUGUAGAAGCAGAAACGCUUUUUGUAAGGGAAUAAUUAGUCUGUACUUUCUUAUGAGACCGUCACAUAGUAUUUCUUUUUUUCAUGCGAUUUCUUCAAAAGUGUUGACCAUGACUGGGCUAUUCAUCUAUUUCAGUUACUGCUUUUUUUUAAGAGAGUAACAUAUCAAUUAAAUUGUUUAAUUUCUUCAGAACAGCUGUUGGUUUUGAUUGAAUAUGUGCCUUUUGGGGAUCUGCUGGGUUACCUGAGAAAGAGCCGUGGAUUAAAAGACACUUACUACAAAGACCCAGAUAUCAAACCACAAACAAAUCUGACGUCACAGCAGCUGAUAAAGUUUGCUUGGCAAAUUGCCGAUGGAAUGAGUUACUUGUCCGCAAAAUCUGUAAGUUAGUUAAAAACACAAAAUACAAACAAUUCUAAAACCUUCUCGUAUGGUCUAUCGUCAUUUUAAGCUCUGUCUUGCAUGGAAUAUUAUGUCUUCACAAGAUCACGCCCGGGAGAUGCAGACGCAUUCUUACCGUCUUGUCGAGGCUAUUUCUUUAGGGCCGGGAGCCCUCCCGAUUUUGACGUCAUCAUAUAAGUUUUAUUUCAAUGCGAGAAUGGCGAUAUUUGUGCAUCGUUGCAAGUGUACCCCAUCGAAAUAAAAUAUCUGGGUUUUUCUCGUGUGGGCAAAGGCAGAGACAUGAAGGAAUAGAAUCGUUUAAGAUAUUCAGCUUAAACUGAGUGUACAACAAAUACCUAUUUUAGUGACAAGGAAGAAAAGGAAUUAAAACCUCUCAUUAAGAAAUUCGUCUUUGGUCGCUAAACUUCUUCAUUACAGAAUCCUAUUUCGAUUAAAAUGUUAAGGUAGGCGUUCUUUGAAAUGACUUCGUAUUGCAGAAAUAAAGUAGUUUGCUUCUCUUGGGAAUAUGGAGCAGUUAUUGUAGUAGUUUUAAUUUUCUGCCAUCUGGAAGAGAAAUACACAACACCAUAUUAUGUUGCUAGAUAUUUCUAUUUUCCUCUCUAAACCAUUUCAUUUCAGUUCUUUUUCUUCUACAAUCACUAAUUUUUGCUCUUACAUCAAUUCUUUCUUAGAUCAUUCACCGAGACCUUGCGGCCCGUAAUGUGUUAGUUGGACAAAAGGAAAUGUGUAAAGUGACAGACUUCGGAAUGGCCAGAGAUGUGCAGCAGGAAAAUAUUUAUGAACGAAAGACAAAGGUAAUCAAGAAAAAGGGGAGGUGAGGGCGGUAUUACAUUUCGUUCAGUUUAGUAAUCUUUGACAAUCGUUGUUGUGGUUGAGCUGAUAUAUUCCUGAUUUCGAUCAUGAAUUCCUUGGGACCCUAAUGAAACUGUCAGCCAUGCGUAUACGAGUACAAUUUUAAAUAUCACUAUUUUUGACUACUCGCUUCCUAUAAUUCUCGAGCUGUUUCACAAAGUGAUAUUUAAAAUCUUUAGGGCCGUCUUCCCGUGAAGUGGACAGCUUAUGAGGCCUUGUUGUAUGGUAAAUAUACCACCAAAAGUGACGUGUAAGUACACCUGAUUAUUACCCGUAGCAGUUUAUCAACAAUUUUAUCAAUUUUAGUCUGGACUUGAAUUCUAGUGAUGCUUUGUCAAAGAAUACAUAUAUUUUAUUCGUCGUAUAUAUUGUUUAUGUCAAUAGUCACUUUAUUUAUAUUCGUUUGAUUUGUCUUUCUGCAGAUGGAGUUAUGGAGUUCUGUUAUACGAGAUUUUCACCAUAGGUAAUAUCGAAUGGAAUUUUAUGAGGCUCUGUAGAUGUUUUUUGCUUUAUACUAUGUUUAAUUAAACAAUGUAUCGUGUUCAAUGAGACAAACGUAAUGAGCUUCAAACCACAUCUAGUGACAAAGGUGGUGUUUCAUUGAAGGUCGUUUUUUUGUCAUAUUUGUAUUUCGAUGGUCUUGUGGUUCUUCCAGGCGGUUCACCUUACCCACGAAUGGAUGGAAGAAAAAUUGCAAACUUACUCCAGGAUGGAUACAGGAUGCCUAAACCACAACACGUCGAUGAAAAAUUGUAAGUUUUCUUUAUUUACUUUUUCUCCCUCGUCGUACAAGGAAACAUUCUUUAAAUCUUUAACAGAUUAUUUGAAUAAUACCAGGUAUCAGAUCAUGAUGAAAUGCUGGAAGAAUGACCCAGACACAAGACCAACUUUCACUGAAUUGAAAAAUCAGCUUAAGGACAUGGAAACCCUACACAAGGUCAGAAUUUUUAUCAAUAUGAAAGUUUCUUUUCACGUAGGACCGACUGGCUUAGGCUCAGCUAAUAAAGGUUAAACUUAACAGCAUUGAGCCUAAGUUUGGAUUGCAUCUUUUUCUUAAGUCACUGAAGCUAGCACUCCACGAAAAACAUCAAAGAAGUGAACUAGAAUGUCUCAAUGACAAUUAACACGUAAUGGUUAUUUAAAAGAUCAUAGGAUGAUUGCGAAACUGCAUUGAGACGCACAAAGAGUAGCAGAUGACGACGCCAUAAAAUACUUCCUCCUUGAAUUUGUUUUGGUGUGAAAACCUGACCACUCACGAGGAUAACCACUUAAAACUUUUUUAGUGUUGCUGAUUAUUAUAUAAUUUUUCUCUGCAGAAGCUAAUUGACAUGAAAAUGUACGACAAGCAAUUGUAUGCAAACGUCGAGGAUUUAACGGUGUAGUUAGAUACACGUCUACGGUGUAUGACCUGCUAAUAUUUUGAACACUUCGCCCAGACAUGUUACAGGGAUUAAUCAUCGUUUCCUUACACGCUUACUUGGUAGAAAUAGCCAUGUUGCGUUUAGCAGUUAGGCUGUUACACUGCAAUUCAAUUGACUUCAUAUUCUUAAAAGCUGAAACGCUUUUAUAAGUUUACCGAUAAAGUUUAAUCUCAUUUUCUCCUUAACAUAUUAAGUACUUACAUAUAUGCCUCGUCACAAGCGUUUGAGUUCAGUUUAUUUUCUGGCUCAAUUCUGAGGUGGUGAUGAGAUCUCGCUCUGAAAGCCAUAGUUGUGUACAAUUUUAAUAAAUUUCUAAAAAUUUUUGCCGCAAAACCCGCUUGUUUUUUGGAAAGCUAAUCGUGCGCAUACAUUGAUUUCCCAAAGACUGCCUUUACUUGCGAUACCAACUCGAAAUACUUUUAUACGGAAUUCUAAUCAAAAUUAUACUUGACACAUUACUUCUGCAACAAAGUUUGUUGUUUGGCCUAACAGGCCGAUAGUUUUCGCUUACGAGAUACUAUUAUUCAACGAAACUGGUCGUAAGUACGGGUUGAAGUCUUUUUUUCUUGGAUACGUUGC
Pocillopora meandrina is the source of this 5750-nucleotide messenger RNA. The record is from the annotation of a GenBank genome assembly. Lineage: Eukaryota; Metazoa; Cnidaria; Anthozoa; Scleractinia; Pocilloporidae.